Molecule: messenger RNA, 2340 nt
Organism: Solenopsis invicta (red fire ant)
Lineage: Eukaryota; Metazoa; Arthropoda; Insecta; Hymenoptera; Formicidae
Gene: Cdc16
Product: cell division cycle protein 16 homolog
Exons: 10
Coding region: 95-2071 (658 amino acids)
Biological process (GO): cell division
Molecular function (GO): protein binding
Source: RefSeq, a predicted model, not a curated record
CUGCGCAGGCGCACGACACGCGACGUGGGCAUGGCCACUCUCAGGCUUCUCUCAAAUAACCUGUCUAAACUUACGUACAAAAUUGGAGUUAAACAUGUCACAUCGUGAUAUCGAUAAUAACAGCAUGAACAACUUGUUGGACGAGAAGAUCAUCGAUCUGGAAAAUUGUAGAAAAUUAGUCAAAUCGUAUAUCGAUUUGCACCUGUAUAGUGCAGCCUUGUUUUGGGCCGACAAAGUGGUGUCGUUGAGCAAUGAGGACCCAAAAGAUGUAUGCACUCUGGCGCAGUGUAUGUACCUCAUGAAGCAGUAUCAUCGUGCUGCUCACCUUAUAAAGAGAUAUGGAUUAGAGAAGAGCGAUGUGAUGUGCCAUUACUUAACUGUGAGGUGUCUGCUGGAAGCAAAAGAAUAUAAUGAUGCCCUUCAAGUUAUUAAUGAAUCUGAAAUAUGUACAAACAUAACGCAAGCAGGUAUUACCUUUGCCGAUCGUACGGACAUUUUUCAGGAUGCUCCUAAAAAUGUCCAGAGUUCAAUAUUAUAUGUGAAAGGACGAGUAUACGAAGCUAUGGAUAACAGAGCAGUGGCAACUGAAUGCUAUAAGCAAGCUUUACAGUGUGAUGUUUAUUCGUACGAAGCGUUUGAAGCUUUGGUGCAAAAUCAAAUGCUUUCAGCUUCUGAAGAGCGAGAACUGUUGGAAUCCUUGCCAUUCGCUGAACAGUGUACGAAAGGUGAAGCGGAACUCCUACGACUAUUGUACGAUAGCAAAUUAAAGAAAUAUCAAGAACCAAACACGAAACAGUCAUUAACUACAUGUAGUGUAAUGGGAAUUUGCGUCACUGAAAGAUUAGCAGACAAUUUGGAUAUGGAAGUUGCGAAAGCUGAAAGAUUAUAUUAUAAUUGUGAUUAUCAUCAAUGUUUCUCACUUACAGAAAAAAUCUUGAAAAAAGAUCCAUAUCACAAUGCCUGUCUUCCAGUGCAUAUUGCCUGUUUAGUUGAGCUUAAAAAGACCAACGCUUUAUUUUAUCUGGCGCAUAGAUUAGUUGAUUUAUACCCGGAAAUGGCGUUGGCAUGGUUUGCUGUUGGAUGCUAUUAUUACACUAUAGGUAAAAGCGACCAAGCAAGAAGAUACUUAGCGAAAGCUACUGCACUGGACAGACUAUUUGGUCCUGCUUGGUUGGCAUACGGACAUUCCUUUGCGGUUGAAAAUGAACACGAUCAAGCUAUGGCUGCUUAUUUUAAAGCAUCGCAGUUAAUGAAAGGUUGCCAUCUUCCGCUUUUAUAUAUUGGAUUAGAGUGCGGAUUGACGAAUAAUCUAAAACUGGCCGACAAGUUUUUUCAACAAGCUCAAGGAAUAGCGCCGAACGAUCCUUUUGUAAUACACGAAAUGGGCGUUAUAUGCUUCUAUAAUUUAGAUUACAAAAAUGCAGAACGAUUAUUUAAGAAAGCUAUGAAAAGCAUUCAGGGUGACCUAAGGAAUGUGAUUCUUCCUAGUAAGUGGGAGGCGUUACUGAAUAAUCUAGGCCACACUUGUAGAAAAAUGAAAAAAUAUGACGAGGCAUUAGAAUACCACCAGCAGGCGUUAGUCUUAGAUCCCCUGAAUCCAUCGACCUAUUCAUCAAUCGGAUUUAUUCAUGCGCUAAUGGGUAAUAUCCAGGAGGCGGUAGAUGCUUUCCAUAGGGCGCUCGGUCUCAGGAGAGACGAUACAUUUACUGCAACCAUGUUGGGUUACGUCAUGGAGCAGCUGAUUGAUGAGGCACCCCCAUAUCCUGAUGCGCCUACAGAGGUACCAAAAUAUAAAUCUGAGACAAAUGAAAGGUUACCUGAAGAUAAUGAAGUUAGACUGUCUGUGGAAAAUUCCAGCAACGUGGGCAGCAGCUCAAGCAAUCAAAAUAUCGAUAAAUUGAGAGUAAAUCUAUUCUCUGGAAGCUGGGGGGAGAAUUCCGGCAAAGGAGAAGCUAGCACGCCCAAGCUGGAGCAACAAACACGAGACGUACUGGUCGUUAAUUACUCGAACGGUGAUAGUUCCGAAGUUGAAAUGUUAGACUCUUCAACUGCACACAUAGAAUACAAUUAAUCUAUAAAAUUUGUUAUCACGAUAAAAGUAAUAACAAUUUUUUUUCAUACUGAAGCAGAACGGUAAUUUCAGUUAAGAUGCAUUCAGUGAUAUUUCAGCAUAGCAAAAUGAUUGUAAAUAACGUGUACAUAUUUUUUUAUAUAUAUACUCUAAUUUUGAUACACCUUAUAAAGACACGAACUUUUCGCAGCGGAAUACUAUAUUUCGCUGGUAUCGUAUCAAUCUGUAAAUUUGUUAGCUUGAAGAAUAAAGAAUGUAAAGAAUGUAAA